This is a messenger RNA of Tinamus guttatus (white-throated tinamou), 2068 nucleotides long. The record is from RefSeq and is a predicted model, not a curated record. Lineage: Eukaryota; Metazoa; Chordata; Aves; Tinamiformes; Tinamidae.
UUCAGAUCUCUGAACAAGAGGAUAAUAGAUGAGAUGCAUUUCCUUAAAGAUGUCUUUAGGAAAUCAGAGGCAUAGGAAGCCUACACAAACUUUAUAAACAUGGCUGAAAAAGAAAGAUGAACUGCUUUAGGAUGUCCUUGAAAUAUGAUGUUGGAUGGAUUUUUUUAAUGUCUCUUGGAAGGAGCCGAGUACCAAACGGGUCAAGCCUCUUUCCAGAGUUACAUCACUAGCAAGCCUCAUUCCUCCUGUACGGACCACUCCACUGAAGCGCUUCAGCCAGACACUUCAGCGCUCUAUCAGUUUCCGUAGUGAGAGUCGCCCGGAUCUGUUGAGUCCACGACCAUGGUCUCGAAAUAUGCCUCCAGCUAACACCAAGCGAAGAGACAGCAAACUGUGGAGUGAGACCUUUGACGUUUGUGUCAAUCACAUGCUUACAUCUAAAGAAAUCAAGCGUCAAGAGGCUAUCUUUGAGCUUUCUCAGGGAGAAGAAGACUUGAUAGAAGAUCUGAAGUUAGCAAAAAAGGCAUAUCAUGACCCUAUGCUUAAACUUUCCAUAAUGACAGAGCAAGAGUUGAACCAAAUUUUUGGAACAUUGGACUCUCUAAUACCUCUACAUGAAGAUCUUCUAAGGCGGCUUCAAGAAGUCAGGAAGUCUGAUGGAUCAACAGAACAUGUUGGCCAUAUUCUUGUGGGUUGGCUUCCUUGCUUAAAUUCCUACGAUAGCUACUGCAGCAAUCAAGUAGCAGCCAAAGCUUUACUGGAUCACAAGAAACAAGAUCACAGAGUACAAGAUUUCCUGCAGCGCUGCUUAGAGUCUCCUUUCAGUCGCAAGCUGGACCUCUGGAAUUUCCUUGACAUCCCAAGAAGCCGUUUGGUUAAAUACCCCUUACUGCUCCGAGAGAUUUUGAGACAUACACCAAAUGAUCAUCCAGAUCAACAACACCUUGAAGAAGCUAUAAAUAUAAUCCAGGGUAUAGUGGCUGAAAUCAAUAUAAAAACCGGUGAAUCCGAAUGCCAGUACUACAAAGAAAGACUUAUUUAUCUUGAAGAAGGCCAAAGGGACUCAUUGAUUGAUAAUUCGCGUGUUGUGUGCUGCCACGGUGAACUGAAGAAUAACAGGGGAGUGAAACUACAUGUCUUCCUCUUUCAAGAAGUGUUGGUAAUUACUCGAGCUAUCACCCAUAAUGAACAGCUCUGCUACCAGCUCUAUCGGCAGCCAAUUCCAGUGAGGGAUCUUGUGCUAGAAGAUUUGCAAGAUGGAGAGGUGCGAGUGGGUGGAUCCAUCCGUGGCGCAUUUAGCAACAAUGAGAGGAUCAAAAAUUUCUUCAGAGUCAGCUUCAAAUGUGGAUCGCAAAGCCAGUCUCACUCACUACAAGCCAAUGACUCCUUCAACAAACAGCAGUGGCUUAACUGUAUCCGACAGGCCAAAGAGAAGGUUACGUGUGCAGGAAAAGCCAAGGUGCUGAACUCAGAAGCACAUUUUCUUUUGUCACCAAAUGGAAGCAGAGUAUCCCAGGGAGAAACCAGCCUUGAGCAAAUGGACCAAUCGGGCAGCGAGUCAGACUGUAGUAUGGACACUAGUGAGAACAACAUCGACUGUGAACGCAUGGAACAGACAAACUCUUGUGAAAGUGAAAAACAAUUAGAAACUGAUGUUUGACAAAAAUUAAAGCUCAUGGAAGAAAAGCUGUGUCUUACCUGUACAGUAUUUGCAUUCCAUACAUGGAACCCUUUGGAGAAGCACUUUUAAAACAUUCUUUGUGACAGUGUCAACGCAGUCCUCCUUGUAUUUGUAUCUAUGAGUGUAGUACUGUAUCUGCCAAUCUGUGUAAGCUGGAAUCUCUUGCAACUCAUAUCCUGUGAUUAUAUUACAUAAACAUCUAAGGUGGAUUAAAGAGGUACUUGACCAGUUAUUCUCAAAGUCCUACUGUAAACAGAAUCUCUAAACUACUGUUUAUUUGUGCAUUACAUAACGUUUUUUCUUUUUUGUAGUUUUGUAAAGUGCUUUAUUUGCACUUUAAUGUUGCAGCUGAUAAGAUGGACUUAAGAUGGGGUUUCAGGAUGGGUA